Epithele typhae is the source of this 1890-nucleotide messenger RNA. RefSeq lists its product as uncharacterized. The record is from RefSeq and is a predicted model, not a curated record. The coding region runs from base 1 to 1890 and encodes 629 amino acids. NCBI's taxonomy places the organism in Eukaryota, Fungi, Basidiomycota, Agaricomycetes, Polyporales, Epitheliaceae. The transcript has 3 exons.
AUGGCGGUGACCACACCAAACCAAGACUGGGUUCCUGCUCACCCUGUGGAGCGUACGGUCGUCCGCACGUACCAAGACGGCCUUUGGGGCGAACACGAGUAUUCACGAUGGCCCCAGCCUCUCGUGCGCAACAUGUGGCACAUCUCCUGCAUACCCUCACCCCGCAGUCCACAACCAGAGGUACCCCCCGUUCUCUGGCAUUCUCUGCUCGCGUCCCGCGAUUGGAACGAAGACCCUUCCGUUGGUGUUCCUGGGCUGGGCUUUCUGGACGCGGUUCUGCGCAACAACCUCCAGCGGGGAGCGCUGUACGCCACAACGGCGUACCAACAAUCAACCGGGCCUUCCUCUCGGUUUCGAUCGUACGGAGAUCAGCUCUGUCUCGUGAUCGUGCAAUGCGUGGACCGGAUGAAUCGGUUGCCGUCAUACGCUCCUGUCGCCGUCGCCGUCGGCGCGCACAUCCAGCGGGUCGGCCUCGAGCUCCUCGGACUUCGCACUUACAUCAGCCAGGUCCUGACCCGAAUCGAUUCCACCCAAGACUUCAGCACAUCGGUCCUCCCCGUCCUUGGCGUCUUCGCGCGCGACGGCGCCACUGUGCAGCUGGCGACUAGAAUCGGCCUGCCAGUUUGGUUCUUACAGCCGAUUACGCGCCAGCUCAAAGUAUGGAAGAUUGUCGCCGCGACGUCUGCUUACUUCCUCUCCGCGAAGGAGACCGACCCUCCGAUGCGACAUCACCCCGACGAACUUGGAGCGGUGGCGAACCUUACCAGCAGCUGGGUAUCCAACAUGGUGUUCGCUGUGAGCGGACAGCUCUGCACCAGUCGCUUGCCUCCUAUGGCUCAAGAUGCCUCGGCAGAGGCCACCCAGCGGCCCCUCAAGUCUAGGCGCAUCGAACUCACAGAGAUCGCCUCACAAGGUAGCCCCGUCUCAACAUUGGCGGAGGCCGCUUCCGGAGAGACCGCUUCGGGCGCCGCGCUAUCGCCCGAAGAGCGGCAUCCCUCCCGAUGUUUCGCACCUCCCGCUUUCGUAACAGUCCCCGAGCCCUGGGAGGCUGCGUUGCGCGCGGUUAGCCCUCUCGCGCAACCUCGACAAUCCGUACAUUAUUUCUUUCCACCUCCCUUCCUCCUGGACUCCGUGUCCGAUGUCGCACUCCACCAAUACCUCCAUAAUGCGGUGCGCAUCCGAGACUUCUGCAAGCUCCGACUGCUUGAUCCGGCCGUGUCUGGGGAGCCCCUCACCAUCGCAGAGUGGCGCGCCGCGUUAUGGGGAGUUUAUGAGGUCAAGCAGGCCCCUGUCGACGGCUCCGAUCGGCGACUCAAGCGCAAGAUCGAGGACAAGAACGGCGUCGCGCGACUCUUUGGCCAGGGUGCGGCCCUCAACUCCUACAGCGCGGCGGCGGAGGACAACCUGCAGGGCCUCGUCGUCACUGCUGAGGUCGCCGCGACUGACGUUCGCGUUUGUCGUUUCCUCAUGUGGGAGUGUCACGAGGUCAACUUCCGCUGUGAACUGAACGCACUAGACUGUGCCCUCGUCCCGCGGGGCGGCAUGUCGGUGAUGGAACGAUGGGGAAGGGAGUCCUUCAUCUCCGGUGUGUGGGGCAAAGACGCGUUGAUCGCGAGCGUCAUUCCGGCGCCCUGGCAGGACCCUUUCCUGUGGCCCUCCUCGCGCAACGAAGAAUGGCAGCACGCAAUUCCUCACUUACGAAGGUUCCUCGCAGUCGUGUCGCAAUGGCCAGGUUGUAGUGAAGAACUGCGCUCGAUGCGGAAGGUGGAGGUUUGGGGUCCCGAAGAGAUCGACUUCGUUCAGCGUGAGGUGGCUCUCCUGUACGUUUCGCAGUUCUCCUCUCGCUUCGGUCGUCUCCCCAUACCCCCAAUACUAUACCAUGGACUGUAG